This is a messenger RNA of Didymodactylos carnosus, 1709 nucleotides long. Lineage: Eukaryota; Metazoa; Rotifera; Eurotatoria; Philodinida; Philodinidae. The record is from the annotation of a GenBank genome assembly.
AUGUUUAAUAUAAGUGACAGUGAUCAUCAGUCACCAUUAAAAUCCAAAGGGCCAAUGAAAAGUACUGGUUCGAUUCAGCCAUCCUCACAAUUACUUACACCUAAAAGAUAUAUGUCAACUCAUGCCGAAGAAAGGGACAUAGAAGUAGAAAAUGUUCAAUUAAAUUCACUACCACCUAAUAAUGGCCAGGAUGAUAUAAGAAAAUCAAUGAUCGAUUUGUCGAAAAUAACAUCGAACAAAACAGAUCCUUUAGAAAAUCAAGAAAAUAAUUCAGAUUGUAAAGUGUCCGAUGACGAUGCUGACGUUGAAUGUACAAUUCAUGAAAUUACGCGAAGAAACUCAACUUAUGACAAUUUUUCUUUAUCAACUAUUGAAAAAUCCAAAUCGACAAGGCCUGAACAGAAAAGUGUCGAAAAUAAUUUACAUCUAACAAAUCUAUUAGGCGGUACGAUUCCACAAGUUACUCCAAGAAAUUUGUCAUCUAGAAGGUAUACGUAUAAUAAUUUUUUCCGAAAACUCCUCUCGUGUUUUCACUAGGAAUAAUGAGCGUGUUAAAUUAACGCGUGUUAAUUAAACGAAUGAUAAUAUCGAGAUCUUAAUUAACUUUUAACGGUCAUAAGAGGAGUUUCAACGUUAGACCUACGGCACUACGCAAGCAAAGUAUUUAAUGAUACACUCUAGAAGAAAGCGUCGUGUACAAAAGUCAGAGGGUCUACUAGUGGGUUUAGGAAACGUUACUAAGCCCAGAAUAGUAUAUGAGUCUUGUAUAAUGUUUAGCCGAAUGUUCCUCCAAUCAUAACUGUACCUUUAAUUUAUUUAAUAACACGUCAGUUAAAUGUAUGUCACAGUGGAUGAAUGAAUAUAUGACUGACUUUAUUAGAAAAACACGAAGUAUAUACAGGAGAAAUCGAGGAGCGUCUCCGUCUGUUUAGAAAAUGAAUAACACGUCAGUUAAGAAAAUAAGGUCAGACGAACAAGAAGUCAUUGGUUAAGCAGGUGUUUCUUCGUAUAUGCACUAUACAUUCAAGCUGGUGUUCCUUUUCAUUAAAAAAGUGUUCCAUCGUCUAAUAAGAAAAUUUAUAGUCAAAAUAGUGUUCAUGAUAUAGCGAGAAUAUUCCUCUUACGGCAAACUGUUUCCCUCCCUUCGCCUUCGAAAACCUUAUGGGAAUUACGGGAAUGGGAACGCGGGAACAGGAACGUGGGAAUGAAAACAAAAAAUUUUUUCUAGGGAAUGGGAAUCAGAAAAAGUCGUUUCCGCAGGACACUAGUAGGAAGUGGUAGUUCAAAACCUACAUCAAUUGGAGAAUUGGGAUUUUGAACGAUCAAAGUUUUCGAGAAAAUGCCACUUUUGACCCUCCAAACAGAAUUUUGCUAACGAUUCGAAGGUCACAUGCGAUAGAGAAUUGAGUUUUCCACAAACUGGGCGCAAAAACUUUAUUUUAAAAGUGAUGAAAAAGUUGAAAAAGUUGAAAACAAGAUGGCCGACCAACCGCGAGAUUUCAGUCUUUCGAGAUUUUAGUCAUCAAAAAUUCACUUGAAAACAAAAAUAAGGUGAUAUUUGGAAUCAACGUCAAAAACUGCAUCACAUGAUGCGCCUUUGAGGUUUUCUAGAGAAAUGAAAAAUUUUGUCCAAAUUUGGGAGGGAGCGGUGCAUAAAAAGUCGGAAAAUUGUGGAAAUUUUUGAUUUCUCGUGAAAACCGCAAAGGCGC